Molecule: messenger RNA, 2811 nt
Organism: Mycosarcoma maydis (corn smut)
Lineage: Eukaryota; Fungi; Basidiomycota; Ustilaginomycetes; Ustilaginales
Exons: 1
Coding region: 1-2811 (936 amino acids)
Biological process (GO): regulation of transcription by RNA polymerase II; chromatin organization
Cellular component (GO): SAGA complex
Molecular function (GO): TBP-class protein binding; transcription coregulator activity
Source: RefSeq, a predicted model, not a curated record
AUGGACGACGAUAUGGAACUAGACGAUGAGCAGGAACACCUGGACGAACCGAUCGACGAGCCCGAGUACGAGCAAGACGAUGCGGAGCAGGACGACGACGGUGACGAUGACAUGGAUGAAGAAGAAGCAGAAGCAGAAGCGGAUGGCGACGAUGACGAUCUUGACUCUGGCGGUGAUUCGGAUGAUCGCGAUGAUGCAUCCACUGCAUCUCGUAAUCGAGCUUAUCGAGCGUCUACGGUCGAUGAGACGCUUUCCGCCGCCAUGUACCUUCGCAAAGUGCACGCACGACGUUUGCUGUUCCGCCCCGCGCCCGAAUGCAUCUCCACUACGCACGGGUAUCAGAUCGAACCCAUGGCUGCUGCUCCACAUUCGGCCCAGAUCCACGCACUCGCGCUUUCUCUCGAUGGCCAGACCCUCCUCACCGGCGGCUCGGACGGCUACGUUCGCAAAUACGACCUCCACGCCACCAUGAACGGCCGUACCAUGCUCACCCAAAACGUCCGACACGGUUUCGUCGAAGGCAUCACCCGCGGCGGUACACUCACCGCGUUUUGGCCGCAUGAAGAACACCUUCCCAUUUCCUCCUCGUCAACCUCCUCCCUCAACCCCCCCACCGGUUCGGAAAAGGACCGUCUCGUCGGCAUCAUCCACAGCCUAGCCCUUCAGCAAGAUUCGCUCUGGGGAUUGAGCGGCUCUGAAUCAGGCAACAUCCAUCUAUAUGGUGUCAGACAUGAACCAGGCGUCACACGCCAUGUCUUUAGGAAACACAAAGGUGCCGUCUCGGCAUUAGCGAUCCUGGCGGAUGAAAAGAGCAUGUUGUCCGGUGGCUGGGACAGAGGCGUGUACCAGUGGGAUUUGAACACGGGAAGCGUGGUGAGGGAGUUGCCCGGUCAUGCGGGGCAGAUCUCAAGUUUGAGCUUCAGACCUUUGGGUGACGCGGUACGAGGAGAGCAGCAGAGCGAACGCGUCAAUGUGGCGAUCCACCCGGAGGCGUUGGGAAAUGGCGCGGUUCACGUCGACGAGGAUGAGGAGGACAAGGCAAGGAACGAAACCGUCGCAGGCGGCGAGUCGGAGCAAGCAGCAAAUCACAAUGGCGAUGAGGCCAGUGUGACAGCAAACGGAGACCGACCAGCCACAAACGAAAAGAUGGGCCAGCAGAAGGAUGAGGAUGCGCCGACAGCACUAUCAACGGCCACAUCCGGUACGGCGCGAGAUGCCACGGGUGCAGAUGAGUCGAAUGACAAGCCUUCCAGGAACAUCAAGUCUACAACGUCGGAAGACAAGGUGACCACAGAUGAGAAGUCAACAGAUACCGACCACAACAGCAACAACAAGCCAGAUGCCUCUUCCUCUGCAACUGACAUCGAGAGCGCUGCCAUUCAAGCCUCUUCAAAGGAUUCAUCGGCUACCGAUUCCGCACCGACAGUCGACACGGAGAUUGUUUCAAAGGCUGCCACAUCUGACCCUGCCAAGCCAUCCAACAUCACCGGCGACGAUCCCACCGAAGAAGAGCUAGCGUUCGAAGCCGAACUGAAUGCGAGCUUGGGUAUGGCGCUUGACGGCAGCAGCGGCGCAACCAAAGCGGAUGGUUCGAGACCCGACAGCAUUGGUGCGGAGCUGAGCGGUACGACGGCCGGAGGACUGAUGGUCGCUGGUGCCGAUCAGGAUUUCGACAAGGAUGAUGGUGACGAUGAUCUUUUCGGUGGUGAUACGCCGCCUGUAGCUGUGUCCAAGGACAGUGAUGGUGCGCUUACAGUCAAGAGCGAACCAAAUGGCGCCACGGCCAAUGACAGCGACGGAGAUGAUUCCUUGUUUGGAGAUGGCGAUGAGGACGCCGAUGGUGAUGCGGAUGCGGACGGAGACGCUGAGGCGGAUGCGGAUGGUGAUGCGGAUGCGGAUGCAGAUGCGGAUGCGGAUGUGGAUGCGGAUGCGGAUGCGGAUGCGGACGACGACGGCGAGCGUGAUGCAGAAGACGGCUCAUCGGAUGAAGAUAUGCCGUUGGCGGGGCGGUCGAUGGUCAGAAACGUUUCUCCGCAAACCAAUCCUUUGAUUGCAAGCACGGCAUCGCCGUCGCUUUCGGCGGCUGUGUUGCCGCCAUCUUGCAGUACAACUCAAGCCGCGGCUACUGAGGUCGUCGAGGUUGACGCAAAGUCGUCAACUUCAAAAGCGGAAAGCGCAGUACCGAAAAGGGCACUCCCCAAGCCAGCAUUUGGAGGAUUCAGCAUGGCGUCGUCCUUCGAUGCACCGCUUACGACGUUUAGCCAGGAUGUGAUGCUAUCCAGCUCGCUAUCUGGCCAAGUGAUCUUAUGGGAUUUGCGGUGUCGCAACUACACGUCGGCAGACGGUGGCGCACGAGGUGUGCACUCUCUUGCUCUACCCAGCAAAGUACCGCCAUGGUGUCAGUCGGCCAUCUUCAAUUCGACGGGCGAUAAAGUGUAUGUAGGUAGACGCAACGAAACGGUGGACGAAUGGGAUCUUCGCAUGCCUUCAGCACGCUAUACUCGAUCACUUCGCCUUCCAUCCGGGUCGGGACCUGUGUAUUCGCUGGCGCCCAUGCCAAAUCGACGCCACAUUGUCUGUGGUAGCUACGACAAUCUUCGAUUGUGGGAUACGCAGUUCCAACCUGGUCCCAGUCUCACGCCCGAGUUCAAGGUGCCGUUCAAAAUCAUCGCAGGACACCAUGGUGCAAGUCUCUCACAUGUACUCGUCGAUCGUAGCUGCAAAUUCUUGAUCUCCGCCAGCGGCGACAGGGGCUGGAUGGGCUCCAGUACCGAAGCGGUCAUCGUGCAUGAUAUCAAGCCCAUCACAUAG